Molecule: messenger RNA, 777 nt
Organism: Lonchura striata (white-rumped munia)
Lineage: Eukaryota; Metazoa; Chordata; Aves; Passeriformes; Estrildidae
Source: RefSeq, a predicted model, not a curated record
AUGGCGGCGCUGCGGGGCCUGCGGGGCGUCCCGGGGCUGCGGCUGCUGCCGGGCCCCCCCGAGCCCGGCCCCGGCGCGGUGUCCCUGUCCUCGUUCCCGGGGCGCUCCCGGUCCCGGGGGGCGCUGGUGGCCGCGCUGGUGGCCGGGGGCGGCUCGCUGGCGCUGGCGCUGUCCCUCGGGGGGGGCCCGGUGAGCGCAGGGGAGCUGGAGCUGCACCCCCCCAGCCUGCCCUGGAGCCACGGCGGCCACCUGGCCUCGCUGGACCACGCCAGUGUGCGCAGGGGGUUCCAGGUGUACCGCCAGGUGUGCUCCGCCUGUCACUCCAUGGAGUUCGUGGCCUUCCGGAACCUCAUCGGCGUCAGCCACACCGAGGCCGAGGCCAAGGCGCUGGCACAGGAGGUGGAGGUGCAGGACGGCCCCAACGAGAGCGGGGAGAUGUUCCUGCGGCCCGGGAAGAUCUCGGAUUAUUUCCCCAAGCCCUACCCCAACCCCGAGGCGGCGCGGGCGGCCAACAACGGGGCGCUGCCCCCCGACCUCAGCUACAUCGUCAACGCCAGGCACGGGGGCGAGGACUACGUCUUCGCCCUGCUGACGGGGUACUGUGACGCCCCCGCGGGGGUCUCGCUGAGGGAGGGGCUGCACUACAACCCCUACUUCCCCGGCCAGGCCAUCGGCAUGGCCCCCCCCAUCUACGACGAGGUGCUGGAGUACGACGACGUGCCAGGGUGUCCCCGUGUCCCCGUGUGUGUCCCCACGGGUGUCAGUGCCAGCCUGUGA